AAAAGCUAGCCCCCCCUCCUCCCCCCACCUUUCCCCUCUCCUCGCCGUCUAGGGUUCCCCACCGGCCACCACCACCUCCCACCCCAUCCCAUGCCUCUCCUGCUCCUCCUGCUGCUCCCCAAACCCUAGGAGGACCAGGAGCCCGUCCCCGACUCCACCAUGGCCGCCACCGUCGCCGCGGGGGGCGACGGCGGGGGCGACUACACGUUCGCGGCGGAGUACGACGGCCCGCCGCUCCCUUACUCCCUGCCGCGCGCCAUCCCGCUCGACCUCUCUCGCAUCCCGCUCGCCGCGCUCUCCUCCUCGCCCCCCGUCUCCUCGCCGCCCCCCGUCGUGCGCCCGCUCACCCCGUCCUCCCUCUGCUCCGCCAUCCACGCCCACCAGGCCGCUUCUGCUUCUGCGGCGGCGGCGGCCACGGGGCCUCCUCCUCGCUCUUCCUCGGGGACUGCGGGGGGUGGCGCUGGCGCACCCCCGGCGGCGGUCGCUGACUCACCCACCUCCGUCAUCGAGAACCACCACGCCGCCGCGCACCACUCCGCAGAGCUUCCUUCCUCCCUCCCCUCCGACGCCGAAGACGCGGAUGAAGAUGGCGAGGAGGCCGGUGACCAGGCGGGGAUGCCGGUUCCCCACAAGCCCACCGUCUCCUUCGCCGAGACCAGCGGCUCCCUCCUCGAAUCCUCCUCCUCCUCGUCCGAGGAGGAGGACGACGACGACGAAGGCGCCGACGAGGCCCCGCCCCACGCCGCCUCCGCUCGAUCCAGCGGCUCCCUCUCCCCCGCGCAUUUCGAAUCGGCGAGCCACCGGAAGGGACCCAGGCCCCGGGGCUGCUACAGAUGCGGGAAGGGCGGCGGCUUCUGGGGCCGAGGGGACAAGGAGUCGUGCCUCGCCUGCGGCGCGCGGUACUGCACGGAGUGCCUGCUCCGGGCCAUGGGGUCCAUGCCGGAGGGCCGCAAGUGCCUGGACUGCAUCGGCCGGCCCGUGGUCGAGUCGAGGCGGAACGCGCUGGGGCGAGGCUCCCGCGUGCUGCGGCGGCUGCUCAGCGCGGCUGAGGUGGAGCUCGUCAUGAGGAGCGAGCGCGCGUGCGCGGCGAACCAACUGCGCCCGGAGGACGUUUAUGUCAACGGUGCGAAGCUGUUGCCGGAGGAGCUUGCGCUGCUGCAGGGGUGCCCGUGCCCUCCUUCCAGGCUCCGGCCUGGCUUCUAUUGGUACGACAAGGUGUCCGGCUUCUGGGGCAAGGAGGGACACAAGCCCCAUUGCAUAAUAAGCCCAAAUCUAAAUGUUGGUGGUACCCUAGAUCAAAAGGCAAGCAAUGGGAGCACUGGAAUAAUGAUAAAUGGCCGUGAGAUUACAAAAUCGGAGCUGCAAAUGCUUAAGUUGGCAGGAGUUCAAUGUGCUGGCAAACCUCACUUUUGGGUGAAUGCUGAUGGGAGUUACCAAGAGGAAGGCCAAAAAACUGUCAAAGGGAAGAUCUGGGAUAAGCCUAUAGUAAAGCUGCUUAGUCCUGUCCUGUCAUUGCCAACGCCUAACAAAGCAACUAAUCAAUGCGGUGAAGAAGCUGUUCAUGUGGGAGGUCAACUGAUCCCUGACUACUUGGAGCAAAGGUCAAUCCAGAAGCUUUUGUUGGUUGGAUCAGGGACUAGCACCAUACUCAAGCAGGCUAAAUUCUCAUACAAGAGCAAACCAUUUUCGCCGGAUGAGUGUGAAGAUCUCAAACAUAUAAUACAAAGUAACAUAUAUCGCUACCUCGGUAUACUACUUGAAGGGCGUGAACAAUUUGAAGAGGAAGUUUUGGCUGAUAGAAGAAAAAUCUGCCAGCAUGAUCCUUCUAGCUCUGGGCAUUCUGAAUCGGGGUUCUGUGAUGAAGUUACAGACUACUCCAUUGUCCCGCGCUUGAAAGCAUUGUCUGAUUGGAUUCUAAAAGCCAUGGCUUUUGGUAAUCUUGAAGACAUAUUCCCUGCAGCUAGUCGUGAAUAUGCGCCACUGGUUGAGGAACUAUGGAAAGAUCCUGCUAUUCAAGCUACAUAUAGAAGAAGAAGUGAACUGCCGUUCCUGCCAUCUGCUGCCAGUUAUUUUCUUGACAGGGUGGUUGAUAUUUCUCGAACGGAAUACGAGCUCUCUGAUAUGGAUAUCCUCUAUGCUGAUGGAAUAACAUCAUCGGAUGGAUUGGCAUCUACAGAUAUCUCUUUCCCGCAGCUGGCUUUGGAUGCAAGGGUUGUUAAUGAGGCUGACCCACAGGACACCUUGCUAAGGUACCAGCUGAUACGAAUAAACAACAAAGGAUUGCAGGGGAACAACAAAUGGCUGCAGAUGUUCGAUGAUGUAAGGCUUGUUAUCUUCUGUGUCACGGUUAGCGACUAUGACGAGUGCUAUGAGGAUGCAAAUGGCAACAUUGUCAACAAGAUGAUGGAGAACAGGCGGCUAUUCGAGAGCAUCGUCCUCCAUCCGACAUUCGAGCAGAUGGAUUUCCUCGUACUUCUGACCAAGUUUGAUCUCCUAGAGCAGAAGAUUGGCAAUUCCCCGCUAACUUCAUGCGAGUGGUUCGACGAUUUCACUCCGAUGGUAAGCCGCAACCUGGUAAACGGGAGCAGCAGAAGCACCACUCGAAGCAGCAACACGGGCGCGUCGCUGGGGCAGAUGGCGGCGCACUAUGUCGCGACGAAGUUCAAGAGGCUGUUCCGUUCACUCGCGGGGCGGAAGCUCUACGUGUCGUACGUGAACGCCCUGGACCAGGAGUCGGUGCGGUCGGCGAUCCGCUACGGGCGGGAGAUUGUCAAGUGGGAGGAGGAGAAGCCCGUGUUUGGGGCCAGCUCCACCGUCUACAGCGGUGAGGAGCCGACCUCGUACUCCCACUGACACCGCCGGCCGACCGACCUUUUGUCUGGGCAAGGAGCACACAAGACAGAGAAGAAGAGGCGUGUAAAUAUAGCUGUGUAUUUUCCUCUGCCUGCCUGCCUGCGGCGACGACCACGGAACCUUUUGUUCAUGAUCCGCCUGUUAAUUUCUCUUUUUCUUCCCUGAGCUGAUCAUCCGCUUGUGUUGCAUGGUUGCUUGUAUUAAUUAGUUUGUUCACAGUUAGAACGAGGGGGUGCAUGCAAGAGAGGCCUGUGCCGGCUCCGAUUCUUGUGUAUGUGUGUGUGUGUAUUAUUGUCGAUCUCAUUUACACGGUGUUCAUUUCUUGUAUAAGUUGUUUGUUGCGUGCCCGCCUGACUCAUCUGAACAAGUAGGAAAGAACAAACAUAGCGGUA
This is a messenger RNA of Brachypodium distachyon (stiff brome), 3245 nucleotides long. RefSeq names its product extra-large guanine nucleotide-binding protein 1. Lineage: Eukaryota; Viridiplantae; Streptophyta; Magnoliopsida; Poales; Poaceae. Gene Ontology annotation, cellular component: heterotrimeric G-protein complex. Gene Ontology annotation, molecular function: G protein-coupled receptor binding; GTPase activity; G-protein beta/gamma-subunit complex binding. The coding region runs from base 160 to 2853 and encodes 897 amino acids. Gene Ontology annotation, biological process: adenylate cyclase-modulating G protein-coupled receptor signaling pathway. The transcript has 8 exons. The record is from RefSeq and is a predicted model, not a curated record.